Molecule: messenger RNA, 1431 nt
Organism: Naumovozyma castellii
Lineage: Eukaryota; Fungi; Ascomycota; Saccharomycetes; Saccharomycetales; Saccharomycetaceae
Gene: QRI1
Product: UDP-N-acetylglucosamine diphosphorylase
Exons: 1
Coding region: 1-1431 (476 amino acids)
Source: RefSeq, a predicted model, not a curated record
AUGACCCAAGAUACCAAACAAUUAUACAUCGACGCUGGUCAAGAACACUUGUUCCGCCAUUGGGACAUUCUCACCGAUGAUGAGAAAACCACUUUAUUAUCCAACUUGGCUGUCGUGGCCGAGAGAAACCCUCCUGCCAAACUAAUUGAGAGUUGUCAAGAAGCAAUUCGUCGUGCUACUACAGCUGGGUCGUCAUCUACCAUCGAACCUUUGCCGGCAGCUUCAUACCAAUCCAUCAUUAAUGCGCCACUGGUGGAGAGUGAAUAUCGUCAAUUGGGGCUUGAUGCCAUAAAGAACGGUGAAGUCGCAGUAAUACUAAUGGCUGGUGGACAAGGGACCCGUCUAGGUUCCGCAUUACCAAAGGGAUGCUAUAACAUUGACUUGCCCUCUCAAAAGUCACUUUUCCAAAUUCAAGCUGAAAAAAUAUUACGUUUACAGGCAUUAACUGGAUCAAAGUUCGAUAUUCCAUGGUAUGUAAUGACAUCUGCAGCUACAAGUGAUAGUACUAGAGAGUUUUUCUCCAAGAAUCUUUGGUUUGGUUUGAAGCAUUCUCAAAUUAAGUUCUUCAAUCAAGGGACUUUGCCCGCAUUGGAUUCCACAGGUCGUCACAUGUUGCUAAAGAAUAGAGUUUCCCUGGUGGAAUCUCCUGAUGGGAAUGGUGGGCUAUAUCAAGCCAUUAAAGAUAAUAAGUUAUUGGAAGAAUUUGAAAAUCGUGGUAUAAAGCAUCUUUACAUGUAUUGUGUGGAUAAUGUCUUGGCUAAAGUGGCAGAUCCAAUCCUUAUUGGGUUUGCCAUCAAGCAUGGGUUCCAAUUGGCAACUAAGGCGGUUAGAAAGACUAAUCCUCAUGAGCCAGUUGGUUUAAUUGCUAUGAAGGGUGGGAAUAAACCUUGUGUCAUUGAAUAUUCUGAAAUAUCUAAUGAAUUAGCUGAAGCCAUGGAUGAACAAGAUGACACCUUGUUAAGAUUAAGAGCAGGGAAUAUUGUGAACCAUUAUUAUUCCGUUGAAUUACUCAGAGAAGAUUUAGAAAAGUGGUGUAACGAAAUGCCAUACCAUGUUGCUAAGAAGAAAAUUCCAUAUUAUGAUAAUACUGCAGAUAAGUUCAUCCCCGUGGAUUCACCAAAUGGGAUCAAAUUAGAACAAUUUAUCUUUGAUGUGUUUCCUGACGUUCCCUUGGAAAAAUUUGGAUGUUUGGAAGUCGAUAGAUCCAAGGAAUUUGCACCAUUGAAAAAUGGACCUGGUUCCAAGACUGACAAUCCAGAAACAAGUAAAUUAGCAUAUUUGAGUCUCGGGACAUCAUGGCUGGAGAAUGCAGGCGCAAAAGUUUUACCAGGUGUUCUUGUAGAGGUGUCGAGUCGAUUAAGUUACGAAGGUGAAAAUUUGUCACAAUUUAAGGGUAAGGUUUUUAACGAAAAGAACAUUGUCCUAGAGUAA